AUGUCUCGCCCCACAAAACGCCAAAGAGUGUCAACUGCGUGCAACAGAUGCCGCAAGCUGAAGAUCAAGUGUUCGGGCGACUUUCCGUGCUCCAAAUGUGAAAAAAUGGGCGUCAAAUGCUCCUUUGCCGAAAUGCCUCUGGAGCCAAGCGUACUUGCUUCUUAUGUUCCAGCUCCCAUUGGAAAACCCAAAGAGGUGAAGGGAAGCCCACAAAGUACAGGAGAACACAUUGGAGAUAAGAACUACGAUCUCAUUAGCUGCGUGAUUCAGUGGCGUGUCUAUGCCCGCAGCCAGCUUCUUCUUCUCCGGGAACUUUGCAAGUCCAAUCUCGACCAGAUCCCCGCCGAAAAGAAUCCAGGCUUGAAAGUGCCUCGCAUACAUAACUACGGGUGGAACAUGUCGGGGAUCCAGUACUUGGAGAGAAGGCGCCUUCCAGAACGGCCCAGCUUCAACUUCUCCACGUCUUUUGCCGAGCUCAUGGAUUAUUUUUUCGCCGAGGUGAACCCUCUUUUCGAGAUCGUUUCUAAAGAAAUCCAAGAGUUUUUCCAGACAAAGUUCCACCUGUUCAUGCGUGCCUCGGCACACCCUCUGCUAAAGACUAAAAGCGACGUUCAUUUGCAUUCGGCUACAUUGUAUAUGAUUUUCGCCAUCGCUAUACGGUUCACUGAGUUUACGAGACCGCAGGGCCCCCGGAAAAGCCGUUUGGAACUAGAAACGGAAUGUUUUCUGUACGCUUAUGAGGUGAUCGAAACCAUUUCAACAGAAUACUUCUCGCUCGAGCUCAUUCAAGGCUGGUUGCUUGUGAGUUUGUAUUUGCGCAUUACAUAUAACCAGAGAUCGCUCAUGAGAGCAUUGGAUCUGACCAAUUGUAUGGCUCGUACUAUGGGCUUGCAUCAGAACCGAGUGAUGAAGACAAAAGCAGACUCCACAAAACGCAAGGCAAUGCAUCUUUUUUGGACAGUGUAUACAUUCGACCAGGUCUUCUCGAUUCAGCUCGGGAGACCAAGUUUUUGGAGAAACGAAGAAAUCACUGUGCCGUUUCCCAAUGAAAAAGAAGUAUUUUGGACCAUGAACAAACCGCCGACUCUUCCUUUUGCCAUGUUCAAGAUCGGCCUCAUUGCCCACGAUGCACAAAGAACAAAAUGGGAUGAGGUAGAAGACAUACAUAUUUUGUCUACAGCUGAGAGGUUGGAAUCUACAUAUCAGUGGCUCAAAGCUAACGGGAUGAUCACAGACGGUAGUUUGUCGUUGGCCGAAAACCAGAUUGCACUUCAUUUCUACGAUGUUGCCUUCGCCUUCCACAGUCCGAUUCUUUUCAACUUUGUCGGUAAAAAGUACAUCAGUCGGGGCAUGAGCAUUGAUUCCCUAUUAAAAUACAUGGGCGAAACGCUUUUUUUGGCAGAAAAAAAUGUCAAGUGUGGCAAAGACAAAGCCCCGUGGUAUAACACGCUUUCUCUCUUGUUCAGUGUGGGAACUUUCUCUCUCAUUCUUGUCAACGGCGGCUCUGCCAACCCCAAACCAAGACAAAUGUACAUAGCGGCUAUCAACAUGCUCAAAGGCAUUGGAUCCUACGAAAACGAAGAGGGUUCUCUGCUUUAUCCUAUGGCAAACGAAUGUGUUUGGGCGCUUUCACAAGGCGUGCAAAGCAUGAAGAUUAGGUUUGAGCAAGAGAUCGAUCUCAUGCUGUCAGUGAAUCUUGGCGAUCACCGCGGAUACCUGAACGAGCAUAACUUUGGCCUUAUGGGCCGGUUUCGGGAAUAUUCUCAGGACGAGUUGCCUAAGCUUGAAGAAUAUGAUACCAAUGGAGAUUCCCAAGGCGCAAACCUCAACGAGAUGGGGAACCUCGCAGAAACUGGAGAUUUGGAUGUGGAUGAUAUGCUACGGCAAUUGACAAGUGGAACAUGGCUUGAUUCACUUGGCGGCGAUCUUUUUGAGGAAAACAUGAACUUGGUCUCGUGA
Messenger RNA from Clavispora lusitaniae ATCC 42720, 1959 nucleotides. RefSeq names its product transcription factor domain family protein. Gene Ontology annotation, molecular function: zinc ion binding; DNA-binding transcription factor activity, RNA polymerase II-specific; sequence-specific DNA binding. Gene Ontology annotation, cellular component: nucleus. Lineage: Eukaryota; Fungi; Ascomycota; Pichiomycetes; Serinales; Metschnikowiaceae. Gene Ontology annotation, biological process: positive regulation of transcription by RNA polymerase II; DNA-templated transcription. The record is from RefSeq and is a predicted model, not a curated record.